Messenger RNA from Aspergillus calidoustus, 792 nucleotides. NCBI's taxonomy places the organism in Eukaryota, Fungi, Ascomycota, Eurotiomycetes, Eurotiales, Aspergillaceae. The record is from the annotation of a GenBank genome assembly.
AUGGCAACAACCACGACUCUCACAUCCACGCUUGUCGGCGUAAACGCAACGUCGUUUGAAGCGACCUGUCCAACAUGCGGCCAAUCGCAGGACCACUCUCACCCCGCAGACUUCUCCCGGCGACGGGUCAAGGACCUAGAGGGACAGGUGCAUCUGCUUAAUUCCCAGGCCGUUCAAAUGGCGGAGAAACUGGCCGAAUACGAAGAGGAAAUGCGACGGCUGCGAGCGCAAUCCGCGACAUCGGCACUCGUAUCGAGAACCAACGCCUCCAUCUCCUCUACCUCGUCGGGACCCGACGCGCACUCCCAGUCGCAAUCCCCGCCGCAACAGGGCGGCCGCCUCUCCUCGCUCGCCUCCCUCCUCCCCUACCGCCGCCCAAGCACAGCGAACAGUACCCCGCGAAGCCAGCUGCAGACAUCGCCGCCUCCGCUUUCCUCACAGUCCCAGGCCCCAGGGCUAUCACAGUCCCCUCCGCCCCCGUACCCGCGCACGCCUGAACCCCGCCCGUCGUUCGAGGAAACGCUCGAGCUGCAGAACGCGCUGAACCGCGAACAGAACCUGCGCAAGGCGGCUGAGACGCAGCUCUCGCAGGCGAGUACGGAGUUGGAGGAGUUGACGGCGCAACUCUUUAGCCAGGCCAACGAGAUGGUCGCGCAGGAGCGCAAGGCGAGAGCGCGGCUGGAGGAGCGAGUGGCUGUGCUGGAGAGACGGGAUAUCGAGAAGAGGAAUCGCUUGGAGAGGCUGGAGAAGGCGAUGGAGAGGGUUGAGCGGAUUCGGGCGUUAGUGGGAUGA